Manacus vitellinus (golden-collared manakin) is the source of this 567-nucleotide messenger RNA. Its product is annotated as macrophage migration inhibitory factor-like. The transcript is spliced from 2 exons. The record is from RefSeq and is a predicted model, not a curated record. Bases 16 to 366 code for a protein of 116 amino acids. Lineage: Eukaryota; Metazoa; Chordata; Aves; Passeriformes; Pipridae. Gene Ontology annotation, molecular function: cytokine activity; phenylpyruvate tautomerase activity.
CAGAGGGCAGCGCUGAUGAGUAGCCUGACCCCAAUACAACUGCACUGUUUAAAGUUGGUCCCUAAAGCAAGUUUGUGUCAAGGGAGGACAGGUCAGACACGCUGUAACUGUGUUUUCCUCCCGCAGUACAUAGCUGUGCACAUCAUACCUGAUCAGAUGAUGUCCUUCGGGGGCUCCACCGAUCCCUGCGCGCUCUGCAGCCUCUACAGCAUCGGCAAAAUAGGAGGGCAGCAGAACAAGACUUACACCAAGAUGCUGUGUGAUCUCAUCUCGAAGCACUUGCAUGUAUCUGCAGACAGGGUCUACAUCAACUACUUUGACAUGAAUGCUGCCAACGUGGGCUGGAAUGGCUCCACCUUUGCGUAGAGCUCCCCUGUCUGCCUGAAGAGGCUGCUCCUGGACCUCCCCUCACCCUGCCCCGUAGCAGAGACCACGGCACAAAUGGCCCCGUGUUGCAUUUUGUGCACUCUCACAGAUUGAUGGCUCCUUUCUAGUGUGUUUAAAUAUUGCUGCUUCAACAUUCCUCUGUUUUCUCUGUGUAGAAAACAAAUAAAGAUUUAGAAGUAA